Molecule: messenger RNA, 692 nt
Organism: Mytilus trossulus (common blue mussel)
Lineage: Eukaryota; Metazoa; Mollusca; Bivalvia; Mytilida; Mytilidae
Product: integrin beta-like protein C
Exons: 4
Coding region: 156-692 (178 amino acids)
Source: RefSeq, a predicted model, not a curated record
UUUGCUUUCAGAAAAAUGACAACUGACUGCUCUCUCAACCAAUCAAUUUUGGCAAUGCGUCAGAGUCUGGUGUUACAAAACAUAUAAAACAAUUUACGUGGACCACGGAGUCAUCAAAGUUUGCCACUUGAAUUGAAAGAUAUUAGCUUUGAACCAUGAUGUGUUUUUUCUCGACAUUUUUGUUGACUUGUAUUUUAUAUUUCGCAGAGAGCAGUCAUUUUCGUGGCGGCAUCAUAUCAUGGAAGCCGACAGACAAUCAUCAGAUUGAGAUUAACUAUAGAGUUGCCUUCCGUGCAAGUUCUGGACACGCUUGCGAUGCAAACACAAUAGAAAACGGAACAUUAUUACCUGGUGAAGGCUCUUUACAGUGCGUAGAAGGAUGCAAUGACACAAUAACCACUAUGUCUUAUUACUGCACUGAUUUUAGUGCCACUGAAGAUUGGACAUCAGGAACCAACAGCGUAAAGUACAAUCUGCCAGCGUCAAGUAACAACCUGUAUACUUUUGGUUUUUCAAGUUGUUGUUGGAUACCUCUAGUUGAAGGCAGUUCCGACUGGAGGAUGCGGACUACAGCAAAUCUGACCAUAAGACAAGACACUGGAAAACUUAAUUCCUCUCCAGUCUCUGCAAUGCAGCCUGUAGUGAGAUUCAGUUAUGAAUGUGACUAUACUCUUAAAAUACCCGUAUGGUAG